Molecule: messenger RNA, 700 nt
Organism: Merops nubicus (carmine bee-eater)
Lineage: Eukaryota; Metazoa; Chordata; Aves; Coraciiformes; Meropidae
Product: PH and SEC7 domain-containing protein 1-like
Exons: 5
Molecular function (GO): phospholipid binding; protein binding
Source: RefSeq, a predicted model, not a curated record
CACCCCGAGGGAAGCGCAGCUGGAAGCCUUUUCACGCCAUCCUGAAGGGAAUGAUUCUCUACCUGCAGAAGGAGGAGUAUAAGCCAGGGAAGGCACUGGCAGAAGAGGAGCUGAAGAAUGCAAUUAGCAUCCACCAUUCACUUGCCACACGGGCAUCUGACUACAGCAAGCGACCCAAUGUCUUCUACCUCAGGACAGCUGACUGGAGAGUCUUCCUCUUCCAAGCACAGAACCCUGAACAGAUGCACUCGUGGAUCACGCGCAUCAAUGUGGUGGCAGCCAUGUUCUCCGCACCCCCCUCCCCCGCAGCCAUCGGCUCCCAGAAGAAGUUCAGCCGCCCGUUGCUGCCCAGCUCCUGUACCAGGCUGUCCCAGGAGGAGCAGGUGAAGAACCAUGAGACUAAGUUCAAGACGAUGUCAGCGGAGCUGCUGGAACAUCGCUCCUCACUGCCCGAGAAGAAGGUGAAGGGCAAAGAGUAUGAGGAGUUGAAGCAGAAGGAAGAGUACCUGGAGUUUGAGAAAUCCCGCUACGGCACCUACGCCAUGCUGCUGCGGGCCAAGCUGAAGGCCGGCUCCGAGGACCUGGCAGCAUUCGAGUCCACCCUCUUUGACGCAGCGGGUGGGGAGGACGACGGCCUGAAAAAGUCCCGCUCUAGUCCCUCUCUCAACGCAGAGCCCUCCGGCACGGCCGCCAAGGUGAA